AUGCCUCGCCUAACCCCCCGCCUGCUCGCCUCCCCCUCCUCCGUCUAUACACAAUCCGGCCUCAAACCUCCACCCCUCGCCCUCCUCCCACCUAUCCCCCUCUACCGCCGCCUCCUCCGCGCCCACCGCAAACACCUCGCCCCCGAAAUGCGCCUCCUCGGCGACUCCUACAUCAAGUCCGAGUUCCGCGCCCACCGCUCCGUCGACAACCCCGUCCACAUCAUCGGUUUCCUGACGGAAUGGCAAAUGUACGCGCAGCAAGUCGAAGGCGAGGCGUGGAGGGGCGAGAAGCUGGAUUCGGGCAAGAUUGAUAAGAUGAGCGAUCAGCAGUUGGGGCAAUUGUAUGAGCUGAUGAGUGCGAUUCGGGAGAAGGAGUUGAGUGAGAAUGACCCCGAGUAUAAGCCGCAUGAGCCGCCGGCACCGCCGGGGAGUGAAGGCGAGGGGAGGGGUUGA
Saxophila tyrrhenica is the source of this 453-nucleotide messenger RNA. RefSeq lists its product as uncharacterized. Gene Ontology annotation, biological process: mitochondrial respiratory chain complex II assembly; succinate metabolic process. NCBI's taxonomy places the organism in Eukaryota, Fungi, Ascomycota, Dothideomycetes, Mycosphaerellales, Extremaceae. Bases 1 to 453 code for a protein of 150 amino acids. Gene Ontology annotation, cellular component: mitochondrion; mitochondrial intermembrane space. The record is from RefSeq and is a predicted model, not a curated record. The transcript has a single exon.